This is a messenger RNA of Ficedula albicollis (Collared flycatcher), 451 nucleotides long. Its product is annotated as interferon alpha-inducible protein 27-like protein 2B. The record is from RefSeq and is a predicted model, not a curated record. Lineage: Eukaryota; Metazoa; Chordata; Aves; Passeriformes; Muscicapidae. Gene Ontology annotation, biological process: apoptotic signaling pathway. Gene Ontology annotation, cellular component: membrane; mitochondrion. The coding region runs from base 13 to 336 and encodes 107 amino acids. The transcript has 3 exons.
GCAGGAAGCAGCAUGGCUGACCGGAACGUCCACAACGCUGGGUUCACUCCCUCUGGGAUCUCUGCAGGAUCCCUUGCUGCAUCACUGAUGUCCCAAGAAGCAAGAGCCUCUGGGGGAGGUGUGCCUUCUGGAGGCCCCACUUCUACUCUCCAGGAAUUGGGUGCCAGAGGCACAACCCACUCAUCAGGUUAUACCAGCAGUGGGAUCUCUGGUGGAUCCAGGGCUGCCAGCACGAUGUCCAGUGAGGCCACAUGUCACGGAGGUGGAGUUCCCAGAGGUGGCACAACUUCCACCGUCCAGUCCAUCUCCAUGGGUGGAAAAGGAGGAAGACGCUGAAUAGAAGAGAAACAUCAGUGCAGAAAUAAACUCUGCAAGCAGUUAAUUCUUCACCAUCAGUUCCGACAAUUUGUCCCCUUCUAUGUUCUCCCUGUUAUGAAAGGCAAAGCCUUCC